Messenger RNA from Marchantia polymorpha subsp. ruderalis, 3610 nucleotides. NCBI's taxonomy places the organism in Eukaryota, Viridiplantae, Streptophyta, Marchantiopsida, Marchantiales, Marchantiaceae. The record is from the annotation of a GenBank genome assembly.
AAGAAUCCUCUUCUCAGAAGUCAAUCUUCGGUGGCAAUUUCCUCUUGCGAGGCAGACGGGCCGUGUUUGGUGGUCACCAUUAGAAAUCGCAUUAUUGUCAGAAGUACCCCUAGCUUUUCGCAUCUUCCGGUUUCUGGCAGACAGCGAUGGAAACACCUCCUAUGGAUAAGUCGCAGAUCACAGCCUACUUCCGCCCAAUGGAAGUUGAUCGCCACGACAAAUGGUCUUUUUCUCAUGGCCGCAGGACACAAUGAGCGCAAGUACCUCUUAUUCAAUCCAGUCACCAGAAGAGUCGAAAAUUUGCCUGGUCUGCCAAAACUGUUAGUGGGUGCUGAACUUCAGAUGUCAGGGACAUACAUCUUGACGUCUGUGGAAAUGGUGACUCCAAUGGGAACUGGCGGUACGGAAUCCAGAUUUUGGCCGAAGCUGAUUGCCUUGGAGCGUUAUUCUGGUGUACGGGGAUCUGAUACCCUCAACAUGUGGAGGUUUGUUAAGUACGAUGAUAACUCCAGUACUUGGCAAGUCGUUUCCAUGCUCUGCAACUGUUCCAUCGAACUCAAGAAACUUGCCACGACCUUGACAAUUGUCUCCGUUGGUGUCGGUUUGUACUACCAUUAUCAACAAGAAGAAAGUCGAGAUGUGCAGCUGGAAGAGAAGGAGGUCAAGCUCAGAAACUGUGCUACGGUGGAAGGAGAGAUAUUCCUUCUCUGGACUUCCGUGAAGGGACCAAGCAAAACGCCAGACUCUAUAAACACCAGACCCGUCGGAUACAUCGAAGAAUGGUUCGGCAGUGCCUUGAUGAAACUAAUGCCAUACAAUUCCGUAGAAUUCCCGUUGAAUAUCAGAUAUCAGAUAUUUUGGAAUCUCUUGGUACACAUGAAGUUUCCAUAAACUGAUCAAUGAUUGAUAUAAUUCAUCUCACUAGCUACAUUAGGGUUCUCUGAUAAGAGCAUUAUAUUCUCUUCUGAAUUGUGCUCACCACGAUCACAGACCAGUUCCACCACACCGAAUCCAAUCGGUUGGGGUGUAUGGAGUUGCCUCUGUGCUUGCGAAUCUCCUUUGCUCUGAAGUGUGAGUUGGAUCUGAGGUCUGGACGAUCUCAGAAGACAAGGAUUUCAUAAAAAUUCUGCAUAUUUGCAGUAUACGCGUUGACGUCCCUAUACCUCAGCUGGAAGUCGAUUAGUCAGCUGAGAGAGUUGUUGAACUUAAGCUACUAUCAACUCUACAAUCACAACAGCUGCGCAAAAUUUUACAACCUCGGAAGUCAAAUCUCUUCCGGUUGUCAAGUACAACCACAAGCUACGGGGUUCCCGGUUUCAAGGAGCGAAGGAGCUGACUUCAUGCCCGAGGAGCAGCAACCGCUCUUUCUGCUUCAGCUUAAAGCCAUAUCGCUGGAACUGACUGCAGCACGAAGGAGCCAGCUUCAAAAUCGAAGGAAUAGACUCGUCGAUGGCGCGAAUCGUGGCGUUUUCGUGUGAGUUUGGAUGGCCGGGCAAGCGUAACCUCAAUGUCAGAGCGAGUUAUGUACCACGGAUUUGUGUCAGAGAUGUUUGUGCUUAUCAAGAUCCUUCGACAAGCGGUGUUUUAGAACGUAGAUGGAUACGGGGGCAUUUCAGCAUACCCCGACAGCGAAUAACGUCAGGGGUCUUCAGGGUUCCCGAGUUCCGGAUUCCAUUUAUCCGAAAGGGGCCGUAAGGCUCCCGCUCCACGUCCGAGCCUUUUCCUUAUCUCCUUCCUUGGGGUCAAAAGUUGCAGAGGUAGCGCCUCGUAUCUUCCCACGAGUUCUCGUUGAGCCUUCUCCAUAUCGAUAUCGAAAGGGAUUCGGACUUCACAAUUAUCGAAGAAACCGGGUUGACGGAAUUAAGCACAGUAAAAAAUUCAGCAAAAGCUAGCUGCUAUCAUUGUAACAUGGUAUCGCUCUAUAAUUUCGUGAAGCAUGUGAAUUCUUGGGGAUAACUUGGAUCUUCCAUAAUCUAAACUCGGUAGAAAUUGCUCCUUUACCACAAUUCUGUAGUCCUUCACUUUGCUGCAUACAGUCCGAAGUUGCACAUAUUGAUAUUGCACAGCUUAAUAUCAUAUUGUAUUUUCGUUCCACAUGCACCGAUUCCAUUCUUCUGACCUGAUUCAAUUGCAGUGUGAAUGUCUGAAAACGAAGAGGUGGUGAGAGUAAGAACUCAUAGAUCCUUACGCUCUAGGAGCUCUGAUCCCUGAAAAUAGCAAAGGAAACUAUCACGAUCAUUUGCUGACCUACCGACUAGACCUUGAUGAUGUCGAUGGGUCGCAAGGUUCGCUCGUCGAAUCAAAAAUGAAAAGUAUAGACACGACAGUCCACCCAAAUAAGGGAUUCUGAGGUACAACUUGACUCACUUUCCCCUUAAAUUUUUGGACUCAAUCGAUUGUGCUUUUAAAUCAUGAAGCGUGCUGCGAUGGUUCUGCGCUUGUCAGAUUAAUCAAUUGGUGGAAGGAAAUGCUUUCAUUUCAAGCAGCGAAAAAUCUAGCAAAUGGUCUAUGCGCUGAACAGACGAGAAGCUCCAGAGUAAUGCAGAAGGUGGAUGACGAUGAUCGGUGCAUGUAUUGUUGCACGAUUUGCGCUACUUGAUGCGGAUUGAUAAAUUUGUAAGAAAUUGAUAAUCAUGGAGGCAUCACCCUGUCAUUUGGUAUGUGUAAGUUACAGCAGGAACUUUCAGUUCAUAUGGCCUUCAGGUCAAGAGUGAAAAAUGGGCCCUGUAAGUCACGACCAGAAGAAAGAUCAAUUCAACACAAUGUGAAGAAGAAACAAUAAUCAUUGGAGGAGAUAUCAGCCUGGUGCAUAGAAGAACCAACGAACACCCAGGAGCAUUGAGGUGGGCUCACGUAAACUCCUCGUUCGUGCACUUCAACAACAAAAUCUUCUGGGACUUGGAAAAGCAUGUUGCUUAGACGAAAGCAAAGGCAACAAUACAGCUGGGCGAGUACAAGUCUUCACAAUUCGCCGUCAUCAACUCCAACAAGAAAAGAAGCUUCCGCAAUAGUCAGUGCCCAGGUAGUACCAGGAGCCACUGCGGCGAGUUUGUUAGACCCAACAGAUUAUCUACAAGUGUGAGCAGCUUUCACAUAUAAUCAGGCAUAAUUCGUCAAUCUCAUUUCUUCCCGGCCGUGGCUAAGGUUUCUUCUUUGAAGGUUUGAAUCUCGAUCAAACCAUUUGUUGUUGGCCUUAGACAGGUUAACCUGAAAAUGGAAAUUAUUCACGAGAAUUGAAUAGCAUAGGUCUUUUGCAGAUUUACUGAAUCAUCUCUAUGUAACAGGGAAUUUUGCCUUUUCUUUAGUGACGCAAGGGAUUUCCAGUGAUUUCUACACAUCUAGCCACAACGGUAGGCAGAGCUUUAACUGAGCUGUUAGUUUUAGUCUUGAAUAGCAAACUAGCAGGAUUACAAAGAUGGACUGGAUUCGACUCGCUACCAAAUGUCAGUAAUGCCAAUAUUAGCAGUCCGCUUCGAGUUGAAACUGGCCAAUUUUAUCGAAAGGAAUCUCAUACUGAAAAGCAGCAGGUGGAUAGAAGCAUUGAUUUUGCAAGGAUUCGUCGCCAUUACGAUCUUCAGCUGAACUAUAUCCACCCUAUAAUUACGCUGGG